Messenger RNA from Daldinia loculata, 1238 nucleotides. RefSeq lists its product as uncharacterized. The record is from RefSeq and is a predicted model, not a curated record. Bases 167 to 952 code for a protein of 261 amino acids. Lineage: Eukaryota; Fungi; Ascomycota; Sordariomycetes; Xylariales; Hypoxylaceae. The transcript has a single exon.
GGUUGAUGCACACUCCAGCCACCAACUUAUUCCAACCGGACCCCUACUGCCCUAGAACUCCCCUAUCAAACCCCUCACAAUCCCAUCUCCCACCCAGCCUUGUCUACUUCCCAACCAUCCGAAUAUUGUCAAUUAAUAUGUAUAAUAAUAAAAGGCGACGCUUGCCAUGGUAGGUUUAAAUUCUCUUUUUCAUCUUGCAGAUCAUUCCCUUCCACUAAGCUGUAAGGCGCAAAAACUCGCGGCCCUCAACCAGUACAAGCAAAACCCCCUUGAGGUGUUGUCCAAGAUGCAUCCAAACCUGUCGAUCUCCUUUCUCUUUAUCCUAUCCGUGUUUGAUUCAUCUACAGCAUUGCCUUUUAUUAUACAGAGAAGGCAACCAACCCAGUCAUUGGUCGCUCGCGCUACAUAUUCUGUAGUCCCGAUUGACGGGAAUGGUUCAGGUUCAGGUUCAGGUUCAACAACUCCUGGCACAAUUGAGACAAUUGUUGUAACUCCUACCCCGAGUACGAGAACAAUUGUCCAAACUUCUCCACCAGUUACCAACACGAUAGUGAUUACCGCAAGUCCCGCGACCCAGACUGUUGCUACUACAGUCUCUAUUAUAGACAUUCAACCCACAACCAACGUUGUAACCACCACCGUGACUGAAGACGACCAUGCACCAACUUCAACUUCAACUUCGGUGUAUCCAAGCACAAAAUCUACUACAACAACAUCAUCGUCUAUAUCUACUAUCUCGUCAACCACACUCCCGACGCCGUCAAGUACGGUAGUCACGUCAGCUCUGCCAACGACUUUCGCCAGCACCUCUUCCCCAACGGCAUGGACGACAUCCAUACCAGUGUCCAGUUGGGUGUGGAGCUCAAGUGCUUCUCCUGAUGAUGGUUCGUGGCACACAUCUUACCCUCCUUGGAAUGGGACUGUGAGCCGUCGAUUUGCUCGUGAGCAAUGAGAUAGCAAUAGCCAUUUUCUACCGUUGAGGCUUCUCUAUCUACUUUUUACUAUAGGAAUGAAAUGUAUGAGAGCGGGAUAUGGUAUUAAUGGAGUAUUUCGGCGGGGCAGGCCAUGGCAUGAAAUACAUGGACUAAUGUAAUAAAUGGAUAAUUGGGAUGCUUGGUCUGGUUGCGGACCGAGUAAUGAACCAUACGCAAACCAAGCGCUGGGACGCGUCAAAUUUACUAAGUAUCUUGACUAGAGAGAUAAAUAUGAAAAUAUAUUCUUAUUUAUCGUUGUCCUAA